Messenger RNA from Cyprinodon variegatus (sheepshead minnow), 1471 nucleotides. RefSeq names its product solute carrier family 12 member 9-like. Lineage: Eukaryota; Metazoa; Chordata; Actinopteri; Cyprinodontiformes; Cyprinodontidae. Gene Ontology annotation, biological process: chloride transmembrane transport; chloride ion homeostasis; potassium ion import across plasma membrane. Gene Ontology annotation, molecular function: potassium:chloride symporter activity. The transcript is spliced from 6 exons. Bases 273 to 1262 code for a protein of 329 amino acids. The record is from RefSeq and is a predicted model, not a curated record. Gene Ontology annotation, cellular component: membrane.
GGGGCUCUAUCUGGUCUUCCGUGACUCAUUUUGACAAAUAACUGGGGGGACAAGGCGUGACGGAGUGUGUGUGUUUUCAUUCGGCAGCAUCCAGCUGUCUGGAGGUAACUCUGCCCUUUGCUGGUAGCUGCUUCCCUCCACCGGCCUGCGGUCUCCUUCUGCCCGCUGGAACGUCACCGCAGCGCGGCCGAGCGGCGCGCUUCACCCGGCAUCAGCGGCGGAGCCCCGAAAUAAGGAGUUUACAAAGCCGGAAGUGGACAAACCUCAGCGCCAUGCCGAAUGAACGCUCCCCUCUGAUCACCUCUGGGGUGUGCGGACUGACCCUGACCACAGCAUGCGGCACAGCGUCAGACUCCCCCCAGGAACCCAACGCCGGGAAACCGGCUCAGGACCCGCGGAGGCUGAACACCUUCUUUGGGGUGAUGGUCCCGACCAUCCUCUCCAUGUUCAGCAUCAUAUUGUUUCUGAGAACAGGGUUUGUGGUGGGUCAUGCAGGGUUGCUGCAGGGUCUUUUGAUGUUGGUGGUUGCCUACACCAUCAUAUCUCUCACAGUGCUCUCAAUCUGUGCCAUUUCAACUAACGGAGCUAUUCAGGGCGGCGGAGCUUAUUAUAUGAUCAGUCGCUCUCUGGGACCUGAGUUUGGAGGGAGCAUCGGUUUGAUGUUCUUUUUUGCCAAAGUAUUUGCAUGUGGAGAGUACGUCCUGGGUCUUGUGGAGGCCAUUCUAGAUGUAUUUGGAGCAGAUCCUGAGUCCUCUGUGUCUGAAGGGUGGCGGGUGCUCCCUCAGGGUUACUGGUACACCGUUCUGUACUCCUCUGUGGUCCUCCUGCUGUGUCUCCUCGUGUGCCUGGUGGGCGCCCACAUUUACUCUCGCACGGCCUUCGCCAUCCUGCUGGUGGUCACCGUGUCGCUGUUGUCCGUCUUCAUCAGCACCGUGGCGGUGAAAGCGAAAGACUUCGUCAUUGUCCACAAGGGGCCGGGUAACCAGACGCUCCGCUACAACGCCAGCUACACAGGUUUCAGCGCCACUACGUUGAGGAACAACCUGGGCUCUGGUUACUCUUUGGACUACAGCACCAACUCCGUCAUGUCGUUUGCCACGGUGUUUGCAGUCAUGUUCACCAGCUGCACCGGGAUCAUGGCUGGAGCCAAUAUGUCAGGUUACAGCUCGUCAUCUUUUACUUUUCAUAUGUGGAAAAUACAGCAAAUCAAAAAUGCUUUUCAAACUACAUUGCGAUUGUACUUUGUUUUUCCCUUAUAUUAACCACAAGCAGGUAGAUGUUUCUUUGCUUUCAUGACCUUGAAAGCUUUAUUGUCCAGUCUUCUGUCCCAAGUAUUCACUGUUAUUGAAUGGAAAAGUAUUUACCUCUACACAAAUGCAUGAUUUUAUGCACUAGCUGCAACCCUCUAUCCUUCUGUAAGGCGGCAGAACACUUUGAGCAUAUUGCCGCCAUCUAUAGGGCCAAAGUGAGA